This is a messenger RNA of Erinaceus europaeus (western European hedgehog), 2123 nucleotides long. RefSeq names its product WD repeat domain 70 (gene WDR70). The transcript has 17 exons. Gene Ontology annotation, molecular function: protein binding. Gene Ontology annotation, biological process: regulation of DNA double-strand break processing. Gene Ontology annotation, cellular component: nucleus; site of double-strand break. The record is from RefSeq and is a predicted model, not a curated record. Bases 51 to 2021 code for a protein of 656 amino acids. Lineage: Eukaryota; Metazoa; Chordata; Mammalia; Eulipotyphla; Erinaceidae.
GGCCGGGCGCCGCUGCGCUUCUCCGAGUGGCCGCGGGCUGGCGGCGCGGCAUGGACGGCCCGGGGCGCGGGGACGCGGCGGCGCCGAGCGGGGAGCCGGGGCCCGACCCGCAGCUGGCCGUCACCAUGGGCUUCACGGGCUUCGGGAGGAAAGCGCGGACAUUCGACUUGGAGGCACUGUUUGAACAAACUCGAAGAACAGCUGUGGAAAGAAGUCGAAAGACACUGGAGGCAAGAGAAAAAGAAGAAGAAAUGAACAGAGAGAAAGAAUUAAGAAGGCAAACUGAAGACGUUGAACCCACAUCUUCAGGCUCCGGAGCAAUCAGAGUCCGCACAGAAUCAGCUUCCAGGGCCUCGAGCAGCAGUGACAGCGAGGACAGUUCUGGCUCCGACGACGCCGACGACGACGAGAUGAUCGGCCCUCCUUUACCUCAGGAGCUGACGGAGGACUCAGCUGGUCGCAUGGAGGAAAGUGUGAUUGGCCCUUUCCCUCCUCCUCACGAAGAAGUGGAGAGUGAAGAUGAGGAUGAGGACUCGGAAGAGGAGGAGGAGAGCCCUGUCCAAAAAAUUCCUGACUCACAUGAAAUUACACUAAGGCAUGGCACAAAAACGGUUUCUGCUUUGGGUCUGGACCCCUCAGGCGCCCGACUAGUGACUGGCGGGUACGACUACGACGUUAAAUUCUGGGAUUUUGCCGGGAUGGAUGCUUCUUUUAAGGCGUUUCGGUCCCUUCAGCCCUGUGAGUGCCAUCAGAUCAAGUCACUGCAGUACAGCAACACAGGAGACAUGAUUCUUGUCGUAUCUGGAAGCUCUCAGGCCAAAGUGAUCGACAGAGAUGGCUUUGAAGUCAUGGAAUGUAUCAAGGGGGACCAGUACAUCGUGGACAUGGCCAACACCAAGGGCCAUACAGCAAUGCUACAUACUGGUUCCUGGCACCCAAAAGUAAAAGGCGAGUUCAUGACGUGCUCAAAUGAUGCGACUGUGAGAACAUGGGAUGUUGAAAAUCCAAAGAAGCAAAGAAGUGUGUUUAAGCCGCGGACAGCGCAGGGUAAAAAAGUGAUUCCUACCACGUGCACAUAUAGCCGAGAGGGGAACCUUCUAGCCGCGGCCUGUCAGGAUGGAAGCAUACAGAUCUGGGACCGGAACAUGACCGUCCAUCCUAAAUUCCACUACAGACAAGCUCACGGUGGCGGCACGGACACCUCCUGUGUGGCCUUCUCCUACGACGGUGCCGUCCUCGCGUCUCGCGGGGGUGAUGAUACAUUAAAAUUAUGGGAUAUCCGACAGUUUAAUAAGCCGCUUUUUUCGGCAUCUGAUCUUCCCAGCCUGUUCCCAAUGACGGACUGCUGCUUCAGUCCAGAUGACCAGCUUCUUGUCACCGGCACCUCUGUUCAGCGGGGACGCGGCAGUGGCAAGCUCGUUUUCUUUGAGCGCAGGACUUUCCAGCGAGUGUACGAGAUAGACGUCACAGACGCGAGUGUCGUCCGCUGCCUGUGGCAUCCGAAGCUGAACCAGAUCAUGGUGGGAACCGGAAACGGCUUGGCCAAAGUCUAUUACGACCCCAACAAGAGCCAGAGGGGAGCCAAGCUGUGCGUGGUCAAGACCCAGCGGAAGGCGAAGCAGGCCGAGACCCUCACGCAGGACUACAUCAUCACGCCGCACGCCUUGCCGAUGUUCCGUGAGCCCCGCCAGCGGAGCACAAGGAAACAGCUGGAGAAGGACAGACUGGACCCCCUCAAGUCUCACAAACCGGAACCCCCUGUCGCAGGCCCAGGCCGUGGGGGCCGGGUUGGGACCCACGGGGGCACCCUGUCAUCCUACAUCGUGAAGAACAUAGCCCUGGACAAGACCGAUGACAGUAACCCCCGGGAAGCCAUCCUGCGCCACGCCAAAGCUGCGGAAGACAACCCCUACUGGGUCUCCCCGGCGUAUUCCAAGACUCAGCCCCAAACCAUGUUUGCCCCAGUUGAGUCUGAUGACGAAGCCAAGAAUGAGCCAGAGUGGAAGAAGCGUAAAAUCUGAAGAGGCUUCUGGGAGCUGCUGCGUCGGGGCGGGGACGUUGGCAGACAGUGUUCUGUUUUCUUUUGUUUCUUCAAUAAAAUAAAAACGCAUUUUUAUGAAGAA